Diabrotica virgifera virgifera (western corn rootworm) is the source of this 2599-nucleotide messenger RNA. RefSeq names its product G protein-coupled receptor kinase 2 (gene Gprk2). Gene Ontology annotation, biological process: protein phosphorylation; signal transduction; regulation of signal transduction. Gene Ontology annotation, molecular function: ATP binding; G protein-coupled receptor kinase activity. The coding region runs from base 436 to 2217 and encodes 593 amino acids. Lineage: Eukaryota; Metazoa; Arthropoda; Insecta; Coleoptera; Chrysomelidae. The transcript is spliced from 10 exons. The record is from RefSeq and is a predicted model, not a curated record. Gene Ontology annotation, cellular component: cytoplasm.
CCUUUUCCCUCUCUGUCAUUAAUCGCCGAGUCUGUGGCGCAUACGAAAGCUCAUGAGCAACGAAAACGCGUGUGCCGUGGUGCCGAUCGGCUGUGUAAAAUCUGCAGAGAAAGUAGUGGUUUGGUUAGUGCUUUUACUAGGGUGUAAAGUGUAACACAGGGUUAAAUUCGGGACACACCCCAUAUACACUCAGUGCUUCACUUGAACGCGAUCUGCGAUGAGCGACAUUCACGUUCCAAUCUAGCGUGCGUUGCCGUCUUCGAUGUGAGGGUGAAACAAUACAAUUUGACAGUUCCCGGAAAGUGUAUGAGACUUUAAAAAAGUGAUAAAAACCCUUUAGGUUUUGAAUUUUAUCACUUUUAGAUUAAAGAUUAAUGGAAACGGGUCGUUCUAGGCCCGAACUGCCGGGUAUAACAAGUAUUCAAACUGGAACUAAUGGAAUUAGAAAAUAUAGUUGCAAAUACCGUUUAUUUAAAAGCAAGAGAGGGUGGUUCCGAUAGUAACAAGGGAAAAAGCAAAAAGUGGAGGAAAAUAUUGCAGUUUCCACAUAUCUCACAGUGUAUUGACCUUAUCAACAAAAUAGGUAUAGACUCAUAUUCUUCUGGUAUAGAUGUUCGUUACGAAUACGUUGUAGAUCAACAACCAAUAGGAAAGCUUCUAUUCGAUCAGUUCUGCGAGCAAAAAGGUCCCGCCUACCACCGUUGCCUCCGAUUUUUAGAUGCCGCCAAACGCUAUGAGGUCGAAACCGAUGAACAGCGCCUCGAACUGGCCAAAGUUAUCAAAAAGGAGUUCAUGGUCGAGCAGGAGGGGCAGGAGAGCAUAUCCUUGCCAGAGUUGGGGGUAAUUUUUCCAACUAGCGACAAACUUACCAACGGUCAUAAGGACUUGUUCGCCCCAUGCGUCCAAGCUAUCAAAGAAACUCUCGCCGGGGAACCGUUUCGGGAAUUUACAGCAUCCAUGUACUUUCAUCGGUACUUACAAUGGAAAUGGCUGGAGUCGCAGUCAGUUACUUACAAAACCUUUCGGAUGUACAGGGUACUCGGGAAAGGCGGCUUCGGAGAAGUCUGCGCCUGUCAGGUUAGAGCAACGGGCAAGAUGUAUGCAUGCAAAAAAUUGGAAAAGAAACGGAUAAAGAAGCGAAAAGGGGAAGCUAUGGUACUCAUAGAAAAACAGAUUUUACAAAAGAUUAAUUCCCGGUUUGUUGUCAGUUUGGCUUACGCCUACGAAACUAAAGACGCUUUAUGCCUUGUCUUAACUAUAAUGAAUGGUGGAGAUUUGAAAUUUCAUAUUUACAACAUGGGUGGUGAUCCAGGAUUGGACAUAACGAGGGCGAGGUUUUAUGCUGCGGAAGUUGUGUGCGGCUUGGAUCAUCUUCACCAACAGGGCAUUGUAUAUAGAGACUGUAAACCAGAGAAUAUACUUCUAGAUGACGCAGGUCACGUGAGGAUCUCAGAUUUAGGCUUAGCUGUAGAUAUUCCCGAAGGAGAAUCUGUUAGGGGUAGAGUUGGAACCGUAGGCUAUAUGGCUCCAGAAGUAAUAGACAAUGAAAGAUAUACUUUCAGUCCGGAUUGGUUCAGCUUCGGUUGCCUUCUGUACGAGAUGAUCGAAGGGCAGGCUCCCUUCAGAGCUCGGAAAGAAAAAGUAAAACGCGAAGAGGUCGAUAGAAGAGUAAAAUGUGAUCAGGAAAAAUACUCAAACAAAUUCAGUGAAGAUGCCAAAUCCCUGUGCCAACAAUUAUUAGCGAAGAGUCCCCAACAGAGAUUAGGGGGCAAGGCUGGUCGAUCUGGAGCCAGUGUAGUCAAACAACAUCAAUUUUUCCAUCCGCAUAUUAAUUGGAGGCGGUUAGAAGCUGGUAUGAUAGAUCCCCCAUUCGUCCCAGAUCCCCAUGCAGUGUACGCGAAGGACGUGUUAGAUAUUGAACAAUUUUCAACAGUGAAAGGUGUAAAUAUAGACGAAAGUGACGCUAGUUUUUAUAAUAAAUUUAGUACGGGUUGUGUUUCGAUACCGUGGCAGACUGAGAUGAUCGAAACCGACUGUUUCCGUCAGUUAAAUGUCUUCGGACCAAAUAGUACAAGAACGCCUGAUCUAGUACUCCAACCGACGACUGUUUCAGAAAAUGAAGGCUGUUUUCCAUUUAGACGGAAGAAAAAACAACUUCCUAGAACUCGGCCCAUACCUAUCAACCCUACAUUGUUACCCCAAGUGGCGGAAAGAUGAUGGACCGAAAAAUAAAAAUUGGCGAGAGUAUAUUACCCUCUCUGUAUCUUUCUCUCUUUAUGUCUCGUACCUUCCUUCAACCCCAUCAAUGCUCCCUUCGAAGUUCAUGAUUGACAGGAAGAAAGUGUUUGUUAGAAAAAAAAUGGUUAUUUGGACUUUUCAGAUAUGUAAUUUAGUCUGUUUGGGGGUGUUAUUUGGUGCUAAUUUACGCGAAGUAUAAUAUUAGAAAAUCGUUUUGUGAAUAAUACUUACAAGAAGAUCAAUAUAAAAGUAAAAAAGUAAAAAGUUGACCCUAUAUUUAAAAUAAAACAUAUUAUUUUGUCUUUAUUUGUGAUUGUGCAUAUUAUGUGAACUUUCACACAAUUACAAAAUUUUUACAUGA